GGCUUUUGGCGAGCUUUUGAAUAGCCAGACUCUCAGGUUGAUGGCCGAGCCGCAAAGUUUUUACCCCCCGCAGUGUCGACUCCUAGUUUUAGGCCACGUUCAAAAUGCAGCUGAUGGUUCCUACUCUUCCAACUUCAGGAACAGAACUUGAUGUCCCUGGAGAGUGCGGGGAAAAGUGAAAAAUGCAUAAUUCUUUGCUCUUCCCCUACGAAUCGAAUUAUCCUCUCCUUCCUUCCCCUCCCUGUCUCCCAGUCGUGUUUUCAUAUUCUCACCGGGCGAAUUUGGGCUUUGAAACGGUGAGGAGUAGGGGAGAAGAAAAGAGGAAGGCUGUGCCAGUUCCCUGCAGCUAAGAAAUGGCCGAUCAACGAAAACAGUUCGAGUAAAGACUGUGAUGGGAACUUUGCCCAGGUGAGGAAGCAAGAUAAGUAAUCCACCAAAACAUGAGCAGAUGAAUGGCUGGCACUGUUUUAUAUACUCUUCACCCCUGGGGCCAUACCCGAAGAAUCAGCCCCUAUCUUGGAUAUGCUGAUGUUGUGGCAGAGACAAAAAGAGACAGCAGAUUCACAGGAAGUUUUUUUAAGCUUCGGAUUGCUAGUGUGAGAAACACCAACAGCAGGACCAUCUCAGAUCUUCCUUAUGGCAACUCAUGCAAGAAGCUGUUGAACUAGACCCAUUUCCUUUUCCUUUAGAUGAGAAACCAUACAAGCAGUGGUAUUUAUGAGCCUCCAUUUCUUGUACUACUGCAGUGAACCUACCUUGGAUGUGAAAAUUGCCUUUUGCCAGGUGUGUGUUCCUUACAGUUUAAACAAGGGAUUUGAUAAACAAGUGGAUGUGUCAUAUAUUGCCAAACAUUACAACAUGAGCAAAAGCAAAGUUGACAACCAGUUCUACAGUGUGGAAGUGGGAGACUCAACCUUCACAGUUCUCAAGCGCUACCAGAAUCUAAAGCCUAUUGGCUCUGGGGCUCAGGGAAUAGUUUGUGCUGCAUAUGAUGCUGUUCUCGACAGAAAUGUGGCCAUUAAGAAGCUCAGCAGACCCUUUCAAAACCAAACACAUGCCAAGAGAGCUUACCGGGAGCUUGUCCUCAUGAAGUGUGUGAACCAUAAAAACAUUAUUAGUUUAUUAAAUGUCUUCACACCCCAGAAAACACUAGAGGAGUUUCAAGAUGUUUAUUUAGUAAUGGAACUGAUGGAUGCCAACUUAUGUCAGGUGAUUCAGAUGGAAUUAGACCACGAGCGAAUGUCUUACCUGCUCUACCAAAUGUUGUGUGGCAUCAAGCACCUGCACUCUGCUGGAAUUAUUCACAGGGAUUUAAAACCAAGUAACAUUGUGGUCAAGUCUGAUUGCACAUUGAAAAUCCUCGACUUUGGACUGGCCAGGACGGCAGGCACAAGCUUCAUGAUGACUCCUUAUGUGGUGACCCGCUAUUACAGAGCUCCCGAGGUCAUCCUGGGAAUGGGCUACAAGGAGAAUGUGGAUAUAUGGUCUGUGGGCUGCAUUAUGGGAGAAAUGGUUCGUCACAAAAUCCUCUUUCCAGGAAGGGACUAUAUUGACCAAUGGAACAAGGUAAUUGAGCAAUUAGGAACACCAUGUCCAGAGUUCAUGAAGAAAUUGCAACCCACAGUGAGGAACUAUGUUGAGAAUCGGCCCAAGUAUGCCGGACUUACCUUCCCCAAGCUCUUUCCAGAUUCCCUCUUCCCAGCAGACUCCGAGCACAAUAAACUCAAAGGAUCUUAUCAUGUCUUCAAACUUUCAUCAGCCAGCCAAGCUAGGGACUUAUUGUCAAAGAUGCUAGUGAUUGACCCAGCAAAAAGGAUAUCAGUGGACGACGCCUUACAGCAUCCAUAUAUCAAUGUCUGGUAUGACCCUGCAGAAGUGGAAGCGCCUCCACCUCAGAUAUAUGACAAACAGUUGGAUGAAAGAGAACACACCAUUGAAGAAUGGAAAGAACUUAUCUACAAAGAAGUAAUGAAUUCAGAAGAAAAGACUAAAAAUGGUGUAGUAAAAGGACAGCCUUCUCCUUCAGGUGCAGCAGUGAACAGCAGUGAGAGUCUCCCCCCAUCCUCCUCCGUCAACGACAUCUCCUCCAUGUCCACUGACCAGACCUUGGCAUCUGACACUGACAGCAGCCUGGAAGCCUCAGCGGGACCCCUGGGUUGUUGCAGGUGACUAGCCGCCUGCCUGCGAAACCCAGCGUUCUUCAGGAGAUGAUGUGAUGGAACACACACACGCAGACACUCACGCACACACACAAACACAGGCACACGAUGACAAGAAAUCAGCAAGGGGGAGAAUCAAAGCCUAAAAUUGAAACAAAACCUUGUAGCCUGCUUCUUCUCCAAAGUUCUGUAUUGCAGCUAAGCUCCAAUGUGUAUUUAACUUCUAGUUGCUCUUGCUUUGGUCUUCUUCCAACGAUGCUUACUGCAGAGAGAAAUCAAAUCCAAUUAGAGAAGUCUUUUUCAUGAAGUGUAAAUUUAUUGGCUGCCAAACCAGCAACCUGUAACUGCCCUCUCAAAUGGCAUGACAAGGUGUGCAGUGACCCCAUCCAGCAUGUGUGUGUCUCUAUCUUGCAUCUACCUGCUCCUUUUGGCCUAGUCAGAUGGAUGUAGAUACAGAUCCGCAUGUGUCUGUAUUCAUACAGCACUACUUACUUAGAGAUGCUACUGUCAGUGUCCUCAGGGCUCUACCCAAACACCAUGCACUGGGGUACCACAUGGUCCAUUUCAUGUGAUCUAUUACUCUGACAUAAUUCUAUCUGUAACAUAUUAUCAGUAUAUAAGCUGUUUAGUUUGUUAACUGAUUAAGCUGUAUAUCUUAUAAGAAAACAUGUAGAGGGAGAAAACAUGGGGGGAGCAAGCUCUCUCGGACCCUUGAAGAUGUAGCUUCUAAAUUUGAACUGAUUAAAUGGCACCUGUAUACCAAUUUGUAGAAAGAAUAUAUGUGAUGCUUAUAUAUAGUAAGGGGAGAGGGGAGGGGAUAACAGUAACAAAAUUGUUUGGCCUUUAGAAGGAGGUUGUGAAUAAAAGCUGAGAUUCUCUUACUCUGACAGUGAACAAGUAGGAGACACUAGAAAAUAGUGUUACAGUUCAGGCCAAGACCUAAAAGACAGUAUUUCCCAGAUGUUAGAAGACACUGGAAUCCAUAUUUUACACAGUCGACAUUGUUUGUCAUUUCCAAAUUAUGUGUCACAACAGGAGGCUACUGGAAUGGGUGGCAGAUGGUGAGGCAGGGUUAUUGUGUCCAUAUUUGAUAGUAAGGAUCCCUCCCUGGAACAAAGCGGACUCGUCUCCAUAUGAUUUCCUUAAUGGAAAACAAGCCUACCCAGACUGCUUUCAGAUUGUGAGUUGUGUUUUCCAUAAGUGUGUUGUUUCUCAGGGUCAUAACCUGCCACAAUUUUAUUUUGAGAAGAAAUAUUACUUUCCUCUCCUGGGAUUAAAAAAAAAAACAAAAACUAAAAUCUCCCCUUCUCCUGCUCCAAAGCACAGGGUGAUCCUCAGGUUAACAUUUGAAAAUAUCUCCACAGGAAUUAUUGUCCCUCAGUGGUUUUCCUGACUCUUUAAUAUGGCUGAUGUUUCAUAUUUAUUUAUUUUCAUAAAUUUGAUCAAUUCAAGAAGGGCUGAUAAUCUGAGUUUUGUAACAGCAGUAAAUGUGACAGCAAUAAUUCUGCCAAUAACUUACUGCUGUUAACCAACUUUAGCAAGAUAUUUGGUCUUAAAAUCCAUGAAGCAUUAAUGUUAAUGUUUAGCAAAAUCACCUGAAUUUAACUCAAAUUAAAUGAAAGUGCUUUCCCUAGGAGGCACUACGAAACAUCUCAGUUAUAUGAAAGGCAGUAUCAGGGUGACUUCUUAGCAAUAAUAGGUACCAGCUAUAGGCUUCUCUUCUUUUUCACUUUGGUGAAGUAGCCAUCACAGAUAUUUACACUCUAACCAUUUGGUGCUCACCAGUGCGGUGAUAUUUCACCUGAAGAAGGAGCGAUACGCAUGAUGUGGAUGGUUGUUGAGUGUGAUAUGACUGGCAAAUGGAAUCUCCUCAAGACUAGAGCAAACAAGAAUGCUCUGAAAACUGCCUUAAAUAAAAUAGGGAAGCUCUUUUCAAGCAAUAGAGUCAACUGGGAAUGGCAACCACCCUCACUAUCACCAUGUGAGCGAGCUUUACAUUUAUGGGAUUGCUUCACCCAGUAGGAUUUAUUAAGGGGUAACUGGUUUAAGAUGGAGAGAAAAACACUUGACUGUGCAUCUUGGCCCGUGGAAUAAAACUGGCCCAUUUUCUCUAACUUGCUACCAUUCUUUUUUUGUUACUACUCCAGAAACAUGAUUUUUAAAAUGCCUCCUGAUUCACAGACACUCUAUCACAUUUCUUUUUGUCACACCUCCUGUUUUUUUUUUGUUUUUCUUUUUUUAACUACUUCCCUGUAUCCCUUAUUCUUUCCUUUAACUCCUUUUUCUGUACUCUUUUCUUGAUGUAUCUGUGGCCACUCUCUUCUCUUGCUUUCUACCACAUGGUGUUAAGUGCAGAGAGCAGGCAGCCAUUAGAAAGAAAGGGAGUUGCAAGGGAAUUUCAUCAGCCUCCAGAUGCCAUUGAAACACAGAAGCAAAGCUCUAGAAAGCAUCUUAGAAGUGCUUGACAAUUAGACUUUUUCAUGCCUGCAGAAGUUGUGACUUUCCUUCACUCAGAUUAAGCCAGGCAAGAGCUAGACAAUGCCCCUCCCUUGCCUAAGUAUCUGUCCUGUUGUAAGGCUCUUGGGAGGUGGUUACCUUUCACUGGGCCUCCUUAUGGACAGGAAAAAAGAGGAACAAAUCACUUAGAUUGAAGGAUCAUCUAACAGUAGUGCUAAGGGCUUGGCCUCCUGACUGCUUGUAGGCUUAAAUUUACUUGGCUACCAAAGCAGGAUGGGCAAAGUGAAUCAAAGAAUCUCCACUUCAAGUCUGUAAAUCCUUCAUGCUUUUAUGUCUACUUCAUUAUAGUAUUUUCAGGAGGUGAUAAUGCUAUCAUCAAAUUCACAGAAUAUAUUAUGUACUGCAUUGAAUCUUCUUUUCUGAAGAAAACUAACAUGUCCUGUGUAGUCACCUGUUACUUCCAAAGGACUCUGAUCUUUCAGGCAGGAAAUGUCAAGUCAAUUGCAUUAUAUUCAAUUGGAAUAGAAAGGUCUUGCCUGUGGUUGGAGUUCAUUUAGAACAUGAAGCUGGUGCUCUGUAGAGCCUAACCUUCUGUCAGUUCCCCUAUGGCAAUUGUUUCAGCAGUGACCCUUAAAAAAAAGAUUGUGAUUUGAAGGAGGGGCAAUGACAUGCCUGUGUGCAGGAGGAAUUAAAUUGUCACGAGAGUUUGGAGAAACCACCACAACUUUAGCAAUCUCUUUGCUAUUUAUAUGUGUGUUUUUUGGGGGCAGUGUGUCCAGUUUUAAAAAGUGAUACAUUGGCCUUACAACAAAAUCUCUUCUUGCGGGAUAAAAACUUGCAUCUUCAAGAAUCUGAUGACUGAGCUUUGUAGAAAUGUACCCCACGGUUGGACCAGUACCUGGCAACUCCCUCCGGUUGGAGUACGCUAUUUUACUGAGGGUCAAGGAGCAGAAUGAUUUUUCCAAAUCUGUUAUCAUUAUCAGAAAGAUGUUACCUAAGGAUACUGAUAGCAUCUGUCUCAUAAAUUAAAAAAUAAGCCAUGGCAAAUGGAACAAGUGGAAUAGACUGAAAUACAUAAGUCCUUUUAAGAGCUGUCGGAAAAAAACAAUAAGCAAAACUGAUUUGAAUUUUAAAAUAUUUAGUGCAAAAUCUAAAUGAUUCAAAAUGUGUCUCUUUAGUUCUCUUACUAUACAACUUAAAUCUUAAAUGCAUGAAAUUCUGUGAAGAUGCUGUCAGCUCAGAAAUAUAUUUUCUAUAGCUCAGAGAGAGGAGUAAAAUUGCCCCAGGAAUCUUUGAUCCCAGACACAGUGGGUCUGAAAAGAAAACCUCCUCGCAGUUCAUGAUACCCACAUGCAUUUCAAUUGUGAGAGUCCAACAUUUUCCACGGAUAUCAUUAAACCAAGCAGGGAAACUCUUUUCUGUAAAAAACAACACUAAAAUGAAAAUGUAAAUAGUUAUAUUAGUUAUUUUCCUUGUGAUUGAAAUUAUGAGAUUUUAUUAUUUCUUUUGGAGCUUAGGCAGUGCUUUAGCUGUCUGAAAAUGACUCACUUUGACCCAGUUCCUUGGUCGGUAGAGCUGAAGUGGAAGGCCUCUGUUAAUAUAUGACCUCCUGUGUAUCUAACUUUUGAUUAUGUGGGACCAAUGGCCAGUAUAUUCUAAUGAUAAUGAAAUCUCCCAACCCUCAUCUAGCAGUAAACUGUUCACCUUGCCAUGUCCAUCUUGGAAUGAGACCUAAUUUGCACUUGCCUGUAAUUCUGCAUGAUUGGACUCCAGAGACUAUUACCAAUGAUGAAAAUUGUCAUGUAUCAGUGUUUAUAAAAUGGAUUUAAAGCACACACACAUUCACACGUACCUCACCUUUAAAAUUCUAGAUCAACCCUGGAAGGCAAAACCGUGUAUGUUUCUUUGCAAGGUUCUUAGAGGUUAGAACUAGUUAAAGUCAGUCAGCCUGAUGGAGAAAAUACAGUCUCAGUGAUGUUUAAUAAGGCUCUGAAAUCAUUUAAAUUAUUUCUGUGUUCUUUCUCACUCUCUUUUUCAUUUUUACUUUUUUCCUUUAUUUUCUGUCAGUGGAACCAGAGGGCAAACGGGGGGAGAACGCUGGCUUCUUUUGACUCUGUGUAGGUCAAUACUGAGUCAAUACGUUGUGAUUUCACUUUCUUAUGAAUUAUUAAAAUCCAGAAGAACUAUGCUUCCCUUAACAUAAAAUCAAAUCCAAAUCA
Messenger RNA from Choloepus didactylus (southern two-toed sloth), 6835 nucleotides. RefSeq names its product mitogen-activated protein kinase 10 (gene MAPK10). Gene Ontology annotation, molecular function: ATP binding; JUN kinase activity. The coding region runs from base 718 to 2169 and encodes 483 amino acids. Gene Ontology annotation, biological process: protein phosphorylation; JNK cascade. The transcript has 17 exons. Gene Ontology annotation, cellular component: cytoplasm; nucleus. The record is from RefSeq and is a predicted model, not a curated record. NCBI's taxonomy places the organism in Eukaryota, Metazoa, Chordata, Mammalia, Pilosa, Megalonychidae.